Molecule: messenger RNA, 1430 nt
Organism: Cyprinodon tularosa
Lineage: Eukaryota; Metazoa; Chordata; Actinopteri; Cyprinodontiformes; Cyprinodontidae
Gene: abhd14b
Product: abhydrolase domain containing 14B
Exons: 3
Coding region: 1-636 (211 amino acids)
Cellular component (GO): cytoplasm
Source: RefSeq, a predicted model, not a curated record
AUGUCAGCGGUUAAGAUGAGCGAAGGCAGUGUGCAGGUGGAAACCUGCAAAGCUCCACUUUUCUACAGACAAAGCAUGCCGGCUACAGGAGACCCAAAGAUGUCGGUUCUUCUCCUUCAUGGGAUCCGCUUCUCUUCGGAGAACUGGCUCCAAAUCGGCACUCUGGAGACUCUUGCCAAAGCCAGCUGCCGAGCGGUUGCCCUCGACCUGCCAGAACUUGGUCAGUCCAAGUCGGCCAAAGCCCCAGCAGCUGUGGGAGAACUUGCCCCUGCAGGGUUCCUGAAGGAAGUGUGUGAAGAGCUGAGCUUAAACCCUGUGGUGGUGAUCAGCCCCUCACUCAGUGGGAUGUAUUCUCUCCCUUUCCUCAUGGAGCACCAGCCUCUAAUACGAGCCUACGUCCCCAUAGCGCCGAUCUGCACUGAAAAAUUCACCGCUGAGCAGUACCAGAGUGUGAAGGUCCCGACGCUGAUCGUUUAUGGCGACCAGGACACUCAGCUCGGGGAAGUGUCGCUCCGUAACCUGAGCCCUAUAACCAAUCACAGAGUGGUGGUGAUGAAGGGGGCGGGACACCCGUGUUACCUGGAUGACCCAGACACCUGGCACAAAGAACUUACUGACUUUCUGGGUACUCUGUGAGACUCUUUGCCCUGUUGAAUGGAGAGAGAAGCCUGACAAAUGAAGCAUUCAUGAGAAGUUCCUAGUGCACAAUGAUUCCUGCAAAUCAAAUCACAAGAGGGGUUUGUCUGUUUACUAAAUCCAGCAGCCUAUGUGAGCACUUAGAAAAUUGUUUGUUAUAGGAAACCCCUCCUUAUGCUGCUUUUCCGUUAACAACUGGGCUAAGACUAUUCCAUUAUUUCUAUUAUUUCGUGUCUUUUUCCAUAAUGCCUUCUACUCUUAUAGUACGUGUGACCUUUGGAGCUAUGUAUUUGUAACUAAAUGAGUAACAGCAUCCUUUCUGUAUUGAAGACCUUAAAAGAGAUAAGAUUAACUUGCAAUUUGUCUGCUGGUGUCUGAGGUCAGUUUAUUUUAGUGACUGCUGCACAAGCAAUACAGAAUAGACCAACCUUUACUUAGUCUUACUUUACUUAUUCAUUUUAACCCUUUAUAUAAUUUAUUUGUUUAUUUAUAUAAUUAAUGUGUUUAAGAAAUGCAGGGCCCAUUCAACCCUAGCUUCGUUUAAUAUGUACCCAUAAAGACCACAUUGUAAUCCACUGUAAACCAUGAUGGUUUAUGGUUGAAUAGCCGUAAAAUGCUAACCUUUUUUUUUAGGCUUUUACUAAAUAUUAAUACCAAGAUAAAUUGAUGCAAAGCAUGUUUCUUAUAUUAUGCAAGUCAUUUUAAUUAUAGAUGGGAUAUUAGCAUUUUUUUAUGACUAUUCCUCUCCUUUAUUAAUAAAAAUAUUCCCCCCUGAUGAUUUUUAUCUGAUAUAA